Molecule: messenger RNA, 2823 nt
Organism: Cercopithifilaria johnstoni
Lineage: Eukaryota; Metazoa; Nematoda; Chromadorea; Rhabditida; Onchocercidae
Source: the annotation of a GenBank genome assembly
AUGAACUUAAUUACAAUUGUGGCAAUCGUAGCAUUGCUCAGCAAGCGAUUGAUACGAUGUGACGAAUGCAAUACGGAUUUACUUCAACUCGCUUUUCCGGAUCCGGAUUAUGUGAUAUAUGGAUUACGUGAAGAUAAAAAUAUGCUUAUUUUACCGAGUGAUAUUGCAAGUAAUAGAUCAGUUAUGAUGGGAUUAAAAGAUUUGUUAGACGGUGGAAUUUCUACUAAAUCAGAAGAGGACAAUGACCAUUUUUAUGCGAUAUUAAUUGAAGUACAGGGCUUAUUACAAUUUAUAACUCUCUGGCAAGAAAAAGCUCCCAGUGCGGGUAAAUUAUAUUCGCUUACACGUCUCUCAUAUUUCGGAGCGUUUCGAUUGGCAUUCACACCAACACCAACUAAAAUUAUACAUGAAACAAAAUUGAUAACAUUGAUGUAUUUCUCUGAUUUGAGCCAUCAACAAUUCCAUUUUAAAACAACUCGUGAUAGCCGACUUUUUCUACAGCAAAUAGGUGAUUUUGACGGACAAUAUGAAAUUGUUUUUGGGAGGAUAGGAAUGAAAUUGUUCAUUGAUAAAAUCUCUAAAAAUUCCGAUCCAUUUAUUGAACCAACUACUAAUAUUAUGGCUGUUAGUAACGAAACAACUAAAUGGCUUGCAAGACGACAGAAUUCAAAGAAACCAAGAAUCGAUUGCAUCGUUGAAAUAAGUAGUAAAUAUGGGCUUGGUAUUUUGUAUAGUCGUAAAAAUCUUGUCAGUGCUUAUUAUAAAAUGGGAGAUUCGGCAUUUGAUUGUUAUCAUGAUACAGAAGUAAGUCCAAUACAUCAAAAGGGAUCAAUUUAUUUGGGAUUCCGAAAUGGUUACUUAUUUUCCUAUCGCAUAAAUAACGAAAAGGAAAAAUUCUCAGAAAUAUUACUUGCACUCGAUCUUUCACAUCGUACUCCUGAAACUAAAGAAUUUGGUAAGGAUGAUGAGUUACACUUGUUUUCAAUCAAUGGUAUAGAAACAAUUGCUGUAAUUUGUGGUCCAACAACAUAUUAUCAAAUAUAUGAUAUGAAUCCACGGAAUGGUUUCAAAACUCUCUAUUUGGAAAAGAGUAAUAUGACUAUAGUCAAGGAGCUAACGAAAAAAUGCCGAAAAGUUGAUUAUAAUGCGAAAGAAGCCAAGCUGAUUUUUUUCAUUGACAUUUCUACGGCCUAUGAAUUGCAGCUAAAUAUUAAUCGUAACGGAGAACUAAAACAAUUUCCGGAUCCUAAACUGAAUCGUUAUGACAGCUAUCGUGGAAACAAGAUUCUAUAUGAAGGAAUUGAAAGCCAAUGGCCACUUCAUCUUCGAAAUGGUCGAAAAUUAUUUUAUAAUGAUAGAUCAGCUCAGAGAACUGUUGACAGAAUAAAAACAUUGACUAAUUAUGGUAAUUAUGUUAAGGCGCUUUUAUAUUUUCCGAAGGAAUACAUCGAAGAUGAAUAUAUGGAAGUAUUUCAUAAAGAUUAUCCGAUAGCAUUCUAUGGAAUAGUUAACUGUACCGCUUUUGUGAUAAUGAAACUUGUAGAUUUCGAUAAACUAAAAUUGCAAGGAGAUGGAUGUGAUAGAUCAUAUCAUAUGCGUGCAAUUCUUUUGGAUUCAUACAUGACUAUUCUACGAACCGAAGAUGGCAUAAAUGUUCAAGGAGUACGACUUAAAGUAUCAAUUGAUCAUAAUGAUGUUGAAAAUGGAAUAAAAUCUAAUGGAAUUGUUGCUUAUAUGCAUAAUUUAACUGAUGCAGAAUUUGAGCAAAGUAAUUGGUUCACUAUUGCACCAAAUACAUUUGAUACCAUUCAUAACAUUGAUGACUAUACGUAUUAUCAGUAUCAACCGCGUACUAAUUGCACAUAUCAUUUUCGAAGGCGCAAAAUAACAAAGAGAGCACAAAAACAUAUUAAAGACUAUCCAUUUCCCGCAUUAGCGUAUCCUUGCGAUUUUGAAAUGUUCUCAGCAAUGUAUGAUGAAAUAGCUCAUGCAGUAGUUUAUAUUAUGAAGAGCAAAAAUAAGACUAUUAUGGUGACACCGAAUGUGAUAGUUACUGAUAAGCUGAAAAAUAUUCAAAAUGAAAAGUUUUUGUCUCAUUUUAUCUACUCUACAACAUUUCCAUAUAUUGUUUACAAUGUAAAAAUAACACUCGAUGUUAAAUUUGCUUCACUUGGUAGUUACGCCGGGAAAAUUCUCUAUCGAGAAAGUGAUGUAGUGCAUAUUUUGCCUUGGGAUGAUGAAGAAAUUGAAGAAUCAAUGAAUGAUACAUGGAUAUCUGUAACGAAAGCUCUCGCUAGAAGAGAUUUUGAAAAAGUUGCAUUUGGAGUAGAAAGUGAACUUAUUGAAAGACCAGAACUUCGCACCCGAAAAUGCAAACUUCUAAAUGCGCCUUAUUUCAUGGCAUUUGUAUUGAAAAUUUCUGUCCUGGAUGUGCUGCUUUUAUUGAUUUUAAUCAUUCUUAUUAUUUAUCAUCGAGCUUAUAUUAUACCGGCACGACGUCGUUAUAAGAUUAAAAUGGGUAUACUAAGGCAUCGUAAAAAGCGUAAGCUACGUGAUCGUGCACGUCGACGUCUUCGAAAAUUGAAUUUGUUACGUCGUAAACGAAAGAAGGAAAUGGAAGCAAAGCGAAAAGCUCAACUUAUUGCUAUGAGUAAAAAGAAGAAAUCAUCAACAUCUAGCAGCGAUUUAAUCACAGUAGCAGCUGAUGAGCAUGCAAAAGCUCUUGCAAGUUUGUCACUAACACAUACAUAUUUAAUUAGUGGUGGAAUGCUUUUUAGUUGCUGCAUUUUACCGCUUCUUUAUUUUUGGUUCUGUCAUCCGUAA